CAUCUCAGCAGCAUCAGACUGUGAUACCAGACGCGCCCAGAGGACAUCUCCGUUUAUCUUCUACAUUAUUAUUAAUAUUACCGAUUGUAGGGUUUAUAAGUAUUGCAGUGCAUGCUUAAUGUACUUGAUCAAUCUUAGGGUAUUUAUUUGUUAUCUAUCACGUAGUAAUUGAUCACUGGAACAUUCUUCACUAUUGGGAGGGUUUGGUGAUAUUUUUUCCAUUCAUACCGGAGCUGAACAAACGGAUUUCUCAUUUUUUAUUAUUAUUAUUAUUAUUAUUAUUCUUGAGAAUGAACAAAACCCCUGCAAACACAAAGACGAGUCGUUUUGACCGUGCUCCAGACAUGGACUGCAGCAGUUCCAACAGCAACCAGUACAUGCCCCCCAAAGUUCCCCUCAAUGGAAUGAUCAAAGCCCCUGCAAACACAAAGAUGAGUCGCUUUAACGUCGAUCCAGACAUAGACAGCAGCAUUUCCAACAGCAACGAGUACACGAGUUAUCAGCACUGUCCCACCAAAGUUCCCCUCAAUGGAAUGAUCAAAGCCCCUGCAAACACAAAGAUGAGUCGCUUUAACGUCGAUCCAGACAUAGACAGCAGCAUUUCCAACAGCAACGAGUACACGAGUUAUCAGCACUGUCCCACCAAAGUUCCCCUCAAUGGAAUGCAAUAUACCGAUGUGGACGCAGAAAGUCAGAACUUCCUCUCUGAUCAUCAACUGGGCAAGAAGAAAUACGAAGCUGAAUAUAGCCCUGGUUCAGCAUCGUUCGGGAUGUCGGUGUUUAACUUGGGCAAUGCCAUCAUGGGAAGUGGAAUCCUGGGACUUUCCUAUGCCAUGGCCAACACUGGCAUUGCCAUGUUUGUGAUCCUGCUGGUUGCCGUGGCCAUUUUCUCCCUCUACUCAGUCCAUUUGCUGCUCAAAACGGCCAAUGAAGGAGGUUCUCUGGUGUACGAACAGCUGGGGUACAAGGCCUUCGGGAUUCCCGGCAAACUGGCGGCGUCCUGCUCUAUCACCAUGCAAAACUUCGGAGCUAUGGCAAGCUACCUCUACAUUGUGAAGUACGAGCUCCCCAUCGUCAUUAAGGCCUUCUUGGACAGCAAUGACAACUCGUGGUACACUAAUGGAGAUUAUCUGGUGCUGAUCGUCACUAUGGCUAUCAUACUGCCGCUCUCGCUGCUUAGAAACCUGGGUUAUCUGGGAUACACUAGCGGUUUCUCCUUGUUGUGCAUGGUGUUCUUCCUGAUUGUGGUGAUCUACAAGAAGUUCCAGAUCCCCUGUCCGUUACCGGAGAACUUCAUUAACAUCACAGUGAACGUCUCUCAGCCGCAGGUCAACACUACUGAUGAAGAGUGCUGCAAACCCAAGUACUUCGUCUUCAACUCACAGACUGUGUAUGCGGUGCCCAUCCUGACCUUCGCGUUUGUGUGCCACCCGGCUAUUCUGCCCAUGUACGAGGAGCUCAAAGAUCGUUCCAGAAGGAAGAUGCAGAACGUUGCAAAUGUCUCGUUCCUGGGAAUGUUUGUCAUGUAUCUGUUGGCUGCUCUGUUUGGAUACCUGACCUUCAACGAGGCCGUUGAACCCGAGCUCCUGCACACUUACUCAAAGGUCUACAAUUUCGACGUGGUGCUUCUGAUCGUGCGUUUUGCCGUCCUGACCGCCGUGACGCUGACGGUGCCCGUGGUUCUCUUCCCAAUCCGCACCUCAGUCAACCAGCUGCUCGGCGCCUCCAAAGAUUUCAGCUGGCCUCGUCACAUCUGCAUCACCGUCGCUCUGCUCGUCUGCGUCAACAUCCUCGUCAUCUUCGUUCCCACCAUCAGAGACAUCUUCGGAUUCAUCGGUGCGUCCGCUGCUGCUAUGCUGAUCUUCAUCCUUCCCUCGGCCUUCUACAUCAAACUGGUGAAGAAGGAGUCCAUGAAAUCUGUCCAGAAGAUCGGGGCGACUUUGUUCCUCAUCGUGGGAUUCAUGGUGAUGAUCUGCAGCAUGGCUUUGAUCAUCGCAGACUGGAUCCACAACGCAGCAUCUUCAGGCGAGCACGCCGACGGCCACUAGUGGGCGUGUCCUAACCCUGAUUGACAGGCAGAUGGGCGGAACUGAGCCGCUUACACUGCAACUGAGAACUAGAAGAAGCUGCUCAAUUUCCAGCACAGAGCAAAGACAAACAUCCCAUUCUGAGAGAAUGUCCUGAACUUUGUACAGUAUGCUGUUAGGCCACACAGAUGGUGAUCCACUCGUAUUGUUGUGCUUCUUUUUUUGGUUGAUUUGCUUUUCUUUUGUGUUGUUCUUCCGGUACAGCUGAGUUUUCAGUGGUACGUCGCACACGUGCAUCAUUCUCUGUUUUCAGGUUAGGCGUUUCGUACUCACAACCAAAACUGAUUUCACGAUCAACACUGAGCGGAGCGUCGCCUGCAGAUGCGUGUUCGAACCGUUUGUACCUUUGCCAAAAAUAUUGGUGUUUGUAUGUAGAAAAGCACUUACUCUUUUUUCAGCAAAUGUGAAAAAACUGUAAUUUUGCACAUCUUGGCUGUGCUUUAAACGCAUUCGUUACGAUGCCAUUUAUACUGUACUACUUGAGUCACCUUUACCUGUCGUGUAGAUCUACUAAUGAACAAAUAUUGAUUUGUAGUUGUUGAUUUCAGACAGGUGGAACGGCUGAAUGAAUUUACUGUAACUUAUUUAAACCCUGAAGACAACGAUGGGUGCUUCACAGUCAACAUGAGACGCAGCUAACAGGGAAUGUUUGCAGAACGUUCUAGCAAAGGUUAUUAACAAACUUGAACAGAACGUUCGUUCCAAAAAUGUUAAAAGAACCUUCCAGUAACGCUAAUAGAACGUUCGUUCAAAGUUGGACGUUACUGUAACAUUUUUUAAAUGUUGCAGCUUGUUUCAGAACAUUCAGAGAACAUCCAAAAGUAACUUUCCCAUAAUGUUUGCAAAAUGUUCAGAAAUAACAUUUUUAUCAUCAAAACUACACAUUCUUGGUCUAAUGAUGAACAUUUCAUCCUUGCACAUUAUCUGAAAUGGCUGCUCAGCUGACGUCACAUCGAAAUGAUGUUUACCAGCAGUCAAAUAACUACUCAUUCAUUGUUUUUGACUGUUUUAGGUUAUUCAGCUUUUCUAAAACAUUAAUACAAAUGCACUAAUAGCGAAUAAUGAUUAAAAAAAGAGUUGAAUAUCCUGUUUCACUCUAACAUUUGUCACAUUACAGAAAUAAACGAGUAGCUGGUUGUCGCUUCAUGUUGACUUGAAAGCUUGACCGUAUGAUUGUCAGUUGUUUUGCUUUGUAAACCGCAGAAUCGAAUGGCAGAACGUUGUUGCCGAGGGGAAAAGAGACCAUUAGUGUUUAACUUGACUUACCUUUUCAGUGUUUGCCAUCGGCAGCUUGAAGUUACGCCAUGAACGAGAGACGAUUGACUGACAGACAGAGGAGUGUGUGUCGUCCACUAAUCAGCUGUUAUUAGUGUGGUGAAUGGAGAGGUCAUGUGACCACCGUCUCUCUCACACACACACACACACACACUGUGCUUCCAACAGCUAAACCUCAUGUGUCAUCCAACAUGUUACUCUCCAGCCGUUAUUUAUGGAAAAACAUCAGUGUAAUUUAAUCUAUUUUACUAUAUUUAUAUAUAUAUAUAUAUUGUACAUAUGUGUAUAUACCACAAAUGAAGUGUAUAUAUGCUGUCGUUCAUUCUUGUUAUUUUCUCAAUUUUACUCAACAUGUUUGAAAUAUUAAAAUGGCUUUAGAUGUCCCUAGGUGUGUGUCGGGGCCCCUGAUCGGCCCCUCUUCAUCUGGCUGUGAAUGUCAAAGUGAGCACACGGUUCCUAUAGGCUUGUGAUCGGCCCUGACACACACACACCUUUCACCUUACUACUAAAAUGCUGUACUCAGACCCGAGAGGGGUGAAGCGCUCCUCAUGUACAAGAGGCCAUUCCUGCGAAUGAUACGCUCUUGUUUCAAUGAAACACUAUGUAUAUCAUGUAAUUAAUGUCUAUUAAAGGUUCAUGAUAACCCA
Molecule: messenger RNA, 4009 nt
Organism: Sinocyclocheilus grahami
Lineage: Eukaryota; Metazoa; Chordata; Actinopteri; Cypriniformes; Cyprinidae
Gene: slc38a2
Product: solute carrier family 38 member 2
Exons: 18
Coding region: 291-2048 (585 amino acids)
Biological process (GO): amino acid transmembrane transport; L-glutamine transport
Cellular component (GO): plasma membrane
Molecular function (GO): L-glutamine transmembrane transporter activity
Source: RefSeq, a predicted model, not a curated record